AAUAAUAAUUGCAUUGACUACUGUCUCUAGAACAGUGUUAAAUAAAAGCAUUAAUAACAGGCAUUCUUGUCUAGAUACUUGAAUGGAGUGCUUCUAAUAUUUUAUCAUUAAGCAUGAUAUUGUAGUGGGGGUUUUUGUGGAUGGGGUAGAUGUUAUUUAUUACAUUCUCUUCUGCUUAUUUUAAGAGUUUUCAUUGUGAACAGAAGUUGAUUUUUCUAAUGUGUUUGCUGGAUAUAUUGGUUUGAUGGAUUGCAUAGAUUUUUCUUUAAAUUAAAAAAAUUUAAUUACAGUUGACAUUCAAUAUUGUAUUAGUUUCAGUUUGCUAUCUUGAAAGGAGGAUGUAGAUUUUCUAUUUUAAAUUAUCUUUGGAUUUCCUGGAUUAUUGCUAUGUACUUUUCCUUUUUCAUGUAGGCUUUGUAUUAUUUUGAUAACAAACAAAGUUAUGCUAAUUUCAUAUGAUGAGUUUGGCAGUAUUUUUUUCUUUUUGAAAUAAGUUUUAAUACUCCGUUCUUGAAAGUUAGAAUUCAUCUGUGAAACUGCUGGUGUCUUUUCUGUGAAUUGAUUUGAUUUUAGUUUCUUUUGUGGUGGUAAGUCUUUUUAUCUUUUUUUAAAAAUUGAUUUGAGAGAGACAGAAACAAGAAAUUUGUUGUUUCACUUAUUUAUGCAUUUAUUGGUUGAUUCUUGCAUGUACCUUGACUGGAUGUUGAACUCGCAACCUUAGUAUAUCAGGAUGGUGAUGUCUAACGAACUGAGCUACCAGUCCAGAACUUGACUUUUCAGGGAAAUGUAACUUUUCAAUUAUAUUGGUAUAAGAUACAGGUUUCUCUGACUUUAAAAUAUCUAAUUUGAUUAAUUUGUCCCUCUUUUUUUCAGCACUGCCAGUAACUUGCCUAUGUUAUUAAGAUUUUCAAAUAGUUUGUUUCUUUUAAAAAUAUAUUUUUGUUAAUUUAAGAGAGAGGAAGGGAGAGAGAGAAAAAUAUCAAUGAUGAGAGAGACUCAUUGAUUGGCUGCCUUCAGCAUUACCCUCACCCCCAUUGGGGAUCGAGCCUGCAACCCAGGCAUGUGUCCUGAUGAGAAUCGAACCCUGACUUCCUGGUUCGUGGGUUGACAGCCACACCGUACGGGCUUAAAUAGUUCUUAUUGACCCUUUGUGUUUCUGCUCAUUUGUUACCAAAACCGUCAGUCAUCAAUGGCCCAGUCUGGCAGGACUCCAUCUUGGCGACCUAGUAUUUCUGUCAUUAAGCGUUUUAGUCCUUCAACUUCAUCUUCUCCUGGGUUAAGUUCACCAUCAGUGGAAAAAAUAUCCUUAGGAGCUGUGACUGAUGAAAAUUAAAGGCCAUGGAUGAAGAUGGACUUGAAUUACAACCACAAGGGCCAAACUCAUUUUUUGCUACAACAGGAACUGAUGCUGCACACAUGGAUGGUGAUCAAAUUGUUGUGGAAGUUCAAGAAACUGUUUUUAUUUCAGAUGUUGUGGAUUCAGAUAUAACUGUACAUAACUUUGUUCCUGAUGACCCAGACUCAGUUAUAAUCCAAGAUGUUAUUGAGGAUGUUGUUAUUGAGGAUGUUCAGUGCCCAGAUAUCUUAGAAGAAGCAGAUAUAUCUGAAAAUAUCAUCAUUCCUGAGCUUUAUUCAGAUGUAAUCGAAGAAAUUUCUUUAGCACAUUGCACAGUCCCAGAUGAUGUUUUAGCUUCCGACAUUACUUCAGCCUCAAUGUUUAUGCCAGAACACCUCUUGACAAGUGAAUCUAUACGUGUGUCUGACAUUGGAUAUAUUGAACACAUUGUUCAUGAUAGUAUAGUAGAAGCAGAAAUCGUGACUGAUCCUCUGACAACUGAUGUAGUUGCAGAAGAAGUAUUGGUAGCAGAUUGUGCCUCUGAAGCAGUCUUAGAUGCCAACGGGAUCCCUGUGGACCAGCACCAUGGUGAUAAAAGCAACUGUGAGGACUUCCUUAUGAUUUCCUUGGAUGAUGCUGGCAAAAUAGAACACGGCGGUUCCUCUGGAAUGGCUGAGUCGGAAAUUGAUCCUUGUAAAGUGGAUGGUUCUUGCCCUGAAGUCAUUAAAGUGUACAUUUUUAAAGCUGACCCUGGAGAGGAUGACUUAGGUGGCACCGUAGACAUUGUGGAGAGUGAACCCGAGAAUGACCAUGGAGUUGAACUAAUUGAGCAGAAUAGCAGUAUUCGUGUGCCAAGGGAAAAGAUGGUUUAUAUGACUGUCAAUGACUCUCAGCAAGAAGAUGAAGAUCUGAAUGUUGCUGAAAUUGCUGAUGAAGUGUAUAUGGAAGUGAUUGUAGGCGAAGAGGAUGCCGCCGCAGCCGCCGCCGCGGCCGCCGCACACGAACAGCAAAUCGAUGACAAUGAAAUCAAAACCUUCAUGCCAAUAGCGUGGGCAGCAGCUUACGGUAAUAAUUCUGAUGGAAUUGAAAACCGGAAUGUCACUACAAGUGCCCAAUUACACAUAGAUGAGUCUGUUGGACUUGGCAGACUGUCUAAACAAAAACAAAAGAAAAGGAGAAGACCUGAUUCCAAGCAGUACCAAACAGCAAUUAUAAUUGGCCCUGAUGGACAACCCAUAACUGUCUAUCCUUGCAUGAUUUGUGGGAAAAAGUUUAAGUCCAGAGGUUUUCUGAAAAGGCACAUGAAAAACCACCCCGAACACCUUGCCAAGAAGAAGUACCGCUGUACUGACUGUGAUUACACUACCAACAAGAAGAUCAGUUUACACAACCACCUGGAGAGCCACAAGCUGACCAGCAAGGCCGAGAAGGCCAUCGAAUGCGAUGAAUGCGGGAAGCAUUUCUCUCACGCCGGGGCUCUGUUUACUCACAAAAUGGUGCAUAAGGAAAAAGGAGCCAACAAGAUGUACAAGUGUAAAUUUUGUGAAUAUGAAACAGCCGAACAGGGGCUACUGAACCGCCACCUCUUGGCGGUCCACAGCAAGAACUUCCCUCACAUCUGCGUGGAGUGCGGCAAAGGCUUCCGCCACCCCUCGGAGCUCAAAAAGCACAUGCGCAUCCAUACUGGGGAGAAGCCAUACCAAUGCCAGUACUGUGAAUAUAAGUCUGCAGACUCUUCUAACUUGAAAACGCACAUAAAAACUAAGCAUAGUAAAGAGAUGCCAUUCAAGUGUGACAUUUGCCUCCUGACUUUCUCAGAUACCAAAGAGGUGCAGCAACAUGCUCUUAUUCACCAGGAAAGCAAGACACACCAGUGUUUGCAUUGCGACCACAAGAGUUCCAACUCCAGCGAUUUGAAGCGACACAUCAUUUCGGUUCACACGAAGGACUACCCCCAUAAGUGUGAUAUGUGUGAUAAAGGCUUUCAUAGGCCCUCAGAACUUAAGAAACAUGUCGCUGCCCACAAUGGUAAAAAAAUGCACCAAUGUAGACAUUGUGACUUUAAGAUUGCAGAUCCAUUUGUUCUAAGUCGCCAUAUUCUCUCAGUUCACACAAAAGAUCUUCCAUUUAGGUGUAAGAGAUGUAGAAAGGGAUUUAGGCAACAGAAUGAGCUUAAAAAGCAUAUGAAGACACACAGUAGCAGGAAGGUGUAUCAGUGUGAGUACUGUGAGUAUAGCACUACAGAUGCCUCAGGCUUUAAACGACAUGUUAUUUCCAUUCAUACAAAAGACUACCCUCACCGUUGUGAGUACUGCAAGAAAGGCUUCCGGAGACCUUCGGAGAAGAACCAGCACAUCAUGCGGCAUCACAAAGAAGUGGGCCUGCCCUAAAAAUCCUUCUACAGACGUUUGUGCAGAUGCUGGCCUUGGAGCAGAGAAUUCAUUUUAAAGCCAAUUAGUCUUGUUCCCAUACAAUACUGUAUAUUGAUUUAUUCUGUGUACAAAUAGAAUAUUGCUUGUAGUUGA
Messenger RNA from Pipistrellus kuhlii (Kuhl's pipistrelle), 3861 nucleotides. RefSeq names its product zinc finger protein X-linked (gene ZFX). Lineage: Eukaryota; Metazoa; Chordata; Mammalia; Chiroptera; Vespertilionidae. Gene Ontology annotation, biological process: regulation of transcription by RNA polymerase II. Gene Ontology annotation, molecular function: metal ion binding; RNA polymerase II cis-regulatory region sequence-specific DNA binding; DNA-binding transcription factor activity, RNA polymerase II-specific. The record is from RefSeq and is a predicted model, not a curated record. Gene Ontology annotation, cellular component: nucleus. The transcript has 11 exons. Bases 1339 to 3726 code for a protein of 795 amino acids.